Molecule: messenger RNA, 2073 nt
Organism: Durusdinium trenchii
Lineage: Eukaryota; Dinophyceae; Suessiales; Symbiodiniaceae
Source: the annotation of a GenBank genome assembly
AGACCGUUGGCUCAGAGUUGUUUGGUCCUCCGGGUGUCCCCUGGGGUGGACACUCAGAGCCAUGGAGUCAACCGGAGGUGACAGCCCCUCCGGGCAGAGCCCUCAGGGCGGACGCUUGAGAGACCGUAGGCCUGCACCAGUGACCGUGCCUCUGCGCGCAGCAGCUACCCAGGUGAUUCCGGCGUCACCGGAGUCCCAGGAAUCUCCCACCUCCCCGGACAGCGAAGAAACCAAGGAGGAUGAGAACGCGGUGCCUGAUUCUCCGUCCAGAAUUGUGGUGAGAAAUACAUUUAUCGACAUCGAUGAGAGUGACAUGUCAGGCUCUGGAGAGCCGGGCUCCCCGGCCCGCGCCGGCAGCGCUCCGGCCUCCCCGACCAACCGGGCAGAUCCCUGGGCCGGUUUUGCAGAAGCUGAAGGAGCAUCCAAGAUGGACGUCGGGUUGCUCAGUUGCCAGCAAAUCACCCCUCGAACGCAGGAACGCUGGCUGCGAGACCUUGCUUCCCCAAAGAAGGUCUCCCGCCCGACGCGGAAGAAGAGUAUUGCAGAGGAAGGGAAGGCCUCAUCGAUGCGAUUGGGUGACUUAUUGAAGCUGGGCAUUCCAGGCCAGCCAGUGGACCGGUUGGAGCAAGAUGAAACUGAAGCGCUAAGCCAGCAGAUGCGAUCCUUAGCCCAGCAAGAACUUUUGCGUUCACAACUUGGUUUGGACCUCGAUGCGGAAGUCUCUGCUCCCCGCUCACGCUUUAACAGUGCGGCCAAUUGGCCAGUCUAUCAACCUGGAUCUCUUCCGGGCCAACCUUUCCUCCAACAUUUGGAGGCUGCUAUGCCUGGAGCUGCAGGUCCAACAGCAGACCUUGAAGGGCAGCUUCCCCGUGGACAGAUCCCAGGCCUGCCAGGAGGGUUGCCUGGCGGCUUACCCGGUGGCCUUCCCGCUGCGCCUUUUGGGGACGCAGGCUCUCGGAUCCCGCAUCAGGACGCUGGUUCCCGCAUUCCCCCACAGCAGGCUUUGUUCCCCAACCCGCUGGAGCCGCCUGGGUGUGGCAUGAACUUGCCGGGCCUUCCACCGUUUCAAACGCCAACUCUGUUCUCAGGGGGACUGAUCACAGCCGGGGGCAUGCUCUUGGCGCAAGGAUUGAGCGCUUUGCAGCAACAGCAGAUUCAACUCGCGCAGCAGCAGGAGCAACUGGAGCGCUUGCGAAUGCAGUUGGGAUCGCAACAAAUAGGCAUGAUGGGACAAGCGCAGGAUCCCUUCAUGCCUUACGGGUAUGCUGACAUGGGCAAAGGUGGUCGGCAAUCGCGGAAAGGCUCAAAAGUUGCUACUGCAGUUCGAGGAAAAAGGAACGAAGAGGAAGUAGGUCGAAAGGUUGAGAAGGGUGGAGGUCAAGAUGACUCAAAGGAGAAGAACAAGGUGCCACUGAGUGGGGGCGGCCCCAAGCGCACAGACUACAUCAAAAAGUUUGGCACAGGUGAAGGACCGGCCUCUGAACCUAAGACUCAGCCCAUCACGACUAUGAUGCUGAAAAACAUCCCUUGUCGCAAGAGCCAAGAAGAGGUCAUGGGAAUUAUUGAUGAUGAAGGCUUUAAGGGCCAGUACGACUUUUUCUACCUGCCACGUGAUGUGAAGUUUCGAGCCAACCUGGGCUAUGCCUUCAUCAACUUUGUGACGCCUGAGGACGCAGCGGCAUUUCAGGGCAAGAUGGAUGGCUACCAAUUUCCGAAUUCAGGUUCUGCCAAGGCCUGUAAUGUGGUCCCUGCACACGUGCAGGGAGCGGUGAACAAUCUCCAAGCCUUCAAGCGCACAGAGGUGAUGAGAAGCAAUCGGAAACCGUACUUCUCCAAUGUAGUGGCAAUGUGAAAGGCUGCUCUCCGAGAAUGGCAGUGCAGUAGCUGGAUAAACUCGCAUGCGCGAGGCACGCUCCGCUCCAGUGUCCAAAGGAGUCACUGGAUCGCCCGUUUUCGUCUCAUCAUAGUGAAGAUACCGUUUUCGGCCGGCGCGAUUUUACACCUUUCAUCGGGUGAGUGGUGAUUGUGGUGCCGUCAUUAUGAUUCCAGAUGGGUGUGGGUCAAACAAUUGUC